Messenger RNA from Solea solea (common sole), 2464 nucleotides. It is a transcript of the gene adamtsl7, whose product is annotated as ADAMTS-like 7. The coding region runs from base 61 to 1929 and encodes 622 amino acids. Gene Ontology annotation, cellular component: extracellular matrix. Gene Ontology annotation, biological process: extracellular matrix organization. NCBI's taxonomy places the organism in Eukaryota, Metazoa, Chordata, Actinopteri, Pleuronectiformes, Soleidae. The record is from RefSeq and is a predicted model, not a curated record. The transcript has 12 exons. Gene Ontology annotation, molecular function: metalloendopeptidase activity.
UCCCUCCAUUAAACAUGUGUGUGUACGUGUGUUUGUGAGUGUCCUCCCCUCAGUCUCUCCAUGGCUGAACUGUGGCAGCGAGCUCUGGCUUUCCUCCACAUCAUUUGUCUUCUCUACCGACCAUCAGGUGCUCUUCGCUGGGAUGACAGAGUCAGCCCAUCCCUUCUGGAGGUGGUGAAGGGGAAUUUCUCUCGGACCUUCCUUCGUGUGGGCUACCAUAAGAUUGCUGAAAUUCCUGCAGGAGCACGAAACAUCACCGUACAGGAGACAGUGAAGAGCCGAAACUACCUGGCUUUACAGACCCAAACUGGAGACACCAUCAUCAAUGGGAACUGGGUGAUUGACAGGCCUGGGAUCUACGCUGCUGUGGGAACACAACUGACGUAUCGACGACCCAAUGAAAUCCGCUCUCGCAACGGAGAGUCCAUCACUGCACCUGGGCCGCUCACAGAGGAGCUGCAUGUUUAUCUGAUCUACCAGCAACCAGGUCCCAGUGUAUACUAUGAAUAUAGUGUGCCUGUACAUAACACACAGCCAACUCCUGAACCAGACUCUUAUAUACUUCCCCUCGCUGAGAGAGUAGAUCCAUCCAAACCAGGUGAGAAAGGUGAAAUCAACGGUAAUGACAUCACCAAGGAGACGUCCAAGCCCAACCACGUUCCCCCUGACCACAGUGUGACCUCUCACCCUCAGACCACUUACACCUGGGCAAAGAGUGGGCACACAGAGUGCAGCACAACAUGUGGCAAUGGUAGACGUCAGGUGCUGUGGAAGUGUGUUGAGAAGGAUUCACAGGUGACUGUCGCCGCUGACCACUGUGACCCUGGCCUUCAAACAAUACACCAGGAAGAGGACUGCAAUGCCCAGCCCUGCCCUGCAUACUGGGAUGUGGGGGAGUGGUCAGAGUGCAGCAAGAGGUGUGGCCCCGGCACUCAGCACCGCCAGGUCAUAUGCCGUCAGGUCACACAGGUCCAUGCCAAUGGGACAGAGUCCUCGGUUACUGUGGCACCAGAACUGUGCGGGUUGUCCGACAAGCCAGUGACUAAGACAACCUGUCAGUUGAAAAUAUGCAGCCAGUGGGAGAUUCAAUCAGAGUGGAGCUUGUGUUCAGUGCCAUGUGGAGUGGGACAGCGCCGCAGAGAGGUGGUGUGUCUGAGUAACCAGGGUGACGUGGAGGAGGAUGAGGAGUGUAACAUGAAAUUAAAGCCAGACACACUACAAAACUGUGAUAUGGGAACCUGUGCCCGCAGCUGGUUCACCUCCCUCUGGAGCCAAUGGUGCUCAGCAGAGUGUGGUAAAGGCAAUAAAACCCGGACAGCAGUUUGUCUGAUGGAUCACAUGACUGAUCUCCCAUUGGACGGCUGUGAAGGAGAACGUCCAGCAGAGGUGACAUCUUGUGAUUCAGGGCCUUGUAAAAAACAGCUGGAGUGGUAUACAGGACCAUGGGGUCAGUGUUCUGCAGAGUGUGGGAAUGGAACGCAGGCCCGGAGCGUAGUUUGUAUUAUCAACAACAGCGGUGACAUGGAGGUUGUGGACCAUUCACAGUGUUCUAGUCUGCCUCAGCCAAUCACUGCUCAGACCUGCAGACUGAAGCCGUGUGGUGUCCAGUGGUAUGUCACAGAGUGGAGUGCAUGCUCCCGCUCCUGUAAUGGUGGCUAUCGUGUAAGGGAGGUGCGCUGUCUUGCUGACAAUAUUGCCCCAAGCGACCGCUGUGACCCCAAUUUUACCCCAGAGAGCCGAGAAGAAUGCAAUAAACAACCCUGCCUCGCUGAAAUAAAUCCAUCGUGCAGCGACCAGUACAAUAAUUGUUUGGUGGUGGUUCAAGCCCGACUCUGCAUAUACCCCUACUACAGAAGUGUCUGCUGCGCCUCCUGCUCCCGUGCACAGAAAACAUACCCAAACUCUAUACAAAAGAACAUAAGAAGGUGAUGCCACAUGUCGAGGAAUGAAUUCACAUCAGGUCACAGCAUUGAGUGGGGGAGAGGAAAGGAGCAAUGUGAAAAUAACUCUCAGUUCCUUGCUGACGAGGCUUCCUCCUUCAGUUUUGUGGGCACAGUCUGUAUGACAUGGGCAGGUUUUGAUUUUCAGUCUAACUUUAAACUGGACUUGUCACAUUUGAUUUUGUACUGAAUACAAUAUAGUAUAUUUAUUCGUAAUAAAAACAUAACUUCUGGUAGUUGUAGUUGUCUUUCAGCAGCACAGCCCCACUCACUGGUGACUGGAAGCACUGCGGUCAGCUCAGACCUAACUUACAUGACCCUCACUAAAAAAUACCAGUGACACACAUAAUUAUACGCCAAUGUAAAUGACAGGCUCCUGAGAUAUUAUCCUCAUACACAGUUACUAUGGGCUUAUGCACUGAGAUACUUGGAGGCUUUCAGCAAUGAAACACCUGAGCUUAAUUUUAAAUGUCAUGGUAAAGGAUGUCAAUUUCUUUGUUUUUCCUUUUGUUUAUAUUAGCAAA